Bipolaris sorokiniana ND90Pr is the source of this 1500-nucleotide messenger RNA. RefSeq lists its product as uncharacterized. Gene Ontology annotation, cellular component: membrane. Gene Ontology annotation, molecular function: signaling receptor activity. The transcript has a single exon. The record is from RefSeq and is a predicted model, not a curated record. NCBI's taxonomy places the organism in Eukaryota, Fungi, Ascomycota, Dothideomycetes, Pleosporales, Pleosporaceae. The coding region runs from base 230 to 1171 and encodes 313 amino acids.
AUUUUCUGGAAUUCUGUUGAGUCUUUGGUGAUUGUCAAAAGGCGACGUGUGAUGCUCGCAAGAUUCACUGGAUGUGGCAUAGCUUGUCAGAGGUCCCUGGAAGUACAUAUGUACCAGUUGGCUCGUCCUCGAAUGUCGCCUCACACCAUUUAACCCUCGACCACUGGACAACCAUACUCGACACCAAGUGAACACUUAAUAUCUACCUUGACCAUUUCCUACUGCAAUUAUGGAUGUUGUCAAAGAAGCAGCCUCAAAGGCCGCAGAUGCCGGCAAAAAGAUAGAGCAAAAGGUAGAGGAAAAGCUAAUAUUGGUAUGGGACGAGCUAUCGCCAUGGCAGCAAGACAACCAUUACAUUCAAACUGGUUACCGAGCGCAGUCAAAUUCCUACUCCAAGUCGUGGAAGAGCCUUGGAUACUUGCACAACGAAACCGUCAACAUCUAUACGCAUCUCAUCGGGGCUCUCCUAGCAGCUGUGACUGGCAUCGCUCUGUACUUCACAUUGGGACCACGAUACGCGACCGCAACCACGGAGGAUAUGUGGGCCUUUGGGUGCUUCUUUGUCGGAGCAGUGGCAUGCCUGGGUAUGAGCGGAACGUAUCACACCAUCCAAAAUCACUCGCACGAGGUAGCCGUAUGGGGCAACAAGCUCGACUAUCUAGGCAUUGUCUUCUUGAUCUGGGGCAGCUUUGUUCCAGUGCUGUACUAUGCCUUCCAAGAUGAACCCGAGCUGAGGAAAACAUAUUGGGCCAUGAUCACGACGUUGGCAGCGGGAACUUCCAUCGUAUCCACACAUCCCAAAUUUCGCACGCCAGCGCUUCGCCCCUUUCGAGCUCUGAUGUUCGUGCUCAUGGGCCUCUCUGCUGUGUUCCCUGUUUUGCAUGGGAUACAACUGUAUGGAAUCGAACACCUGCGAAGAAGUAUUGGACUGGACUGGAUUCUGUUGCAAGGCGUCUUGUACAUCAGCGGUGCUGCUAUCUAUGCCGCCAGAGUGCCCGAGAAGUGGAGUCCGGGAAAAUACGAUAUUUGGGGCUCCAGCCACCAGAUAUUCCACGUGCUGGUUGUUCUAGCUGCCGCAAGUCAUCUCAACGGCCUCGUCCAAGCUUUUGACUAUGAGCACGGCCAGAGAAGGAGCGAAAUAACGGCUGCGCUGGGGAGCAAGGGGUUGUAGGCUCGGUGAUAUAAAGGGCGACGUGAUUGGGUGCACGACAAUGAGGUUCCCGCUGAACUAUCCUCUGGCUAUCAUGGAUACGAGCACCUCAGUAGCUGUAUUAUUUUCCUUUCUCGUAUGAUAGUAGAUACAUCUGUUUUGUAGAGAUGGAUAUGGCCUUCUUCCAUGGCCUUCUGGAACAUGCGCUUCUGUACAAAUCCAGUAAAACUCUGAGACGGACCGGGGUGUUUUGCGCGAUGCGAACGCCGCACAGACUAGCCGAUGACGCCGUGCCAGCCACCUUCCCCAUGAAAUGCAACACGCGUGGGCCCGGUCCGACCAAUCACAAU